Paramecium sonneborni is the source of this 1631-nucleotide messenger RNA. NCBI's taxonomy places the organism in Eukaryota, Ciliophora, Oligohymenophorea, Peniculida, Parameciidae. The record is from the annotation of a GenBank genome assembly.
AUGAAUGGAGGUCAUCGUCUUAAGUUUUAAAUAUCAUUUAGUGAAGAUGAAAUAAAACCUGAGAUUAUCACGCUUAAUUAGUUUGAUGAUGCAUUAAAAUUUGAAGAUAGAUAUGAAGCAUUAUAAACGUUGGGUAUAAACUUAUAAAAAUUUGGAUUAGGUUAGGGUGCUCAUGCAGUAGUAAAAGUAGCAAGAAAGAAAGAUACAGAGGAGAUUUUCGCUGUGAAAAUAGUGAGAUCUGGAGAUUAAGAAAUAUAAAACAAUGUUAAGAGAACUUUUAAUAAUACUAGAUGUUUAAGACAUCCAAAUAUUGCAUAGGAUAUUGAAUUAUUUAUAAAUGAAAAGAUGGAAACUUCAUAUUUAAUAAUGGAGUAUUGCGCAUUCAAUUCAUUAGAAUCAAUAAUAAAGAAGCGAAAACUUACUGUAAUGGAACUAAGAAUAGUUAUUAAAUAAUUACUUUUAGCAAUUUAACAUGCUCAUUAGAAAGGUAUUUGUCAUAGAGAUUUGAAACCUGAUAAUGUUCUAGUUGAUUUGAAUGAUAAUAUGGAUUAAAAUGAAAUUAGACUAAAAGUAGUAGAUUUUGGAGUAUCAAGAAGAUUUUAAUCAAAAGGAUAAGAAAUAGAAAUGUUAACAAAAACAGGAAAUAUAUUUUAUUGUGCUCCUGAAAUAUAUCAUAAAUCUUGUUAUUCUAAAGAAGUCGAUAUAUGGGCCAUAGGAGUAAUAACUUAUUAAUGUUUAUUUCAAAAACUUCCAUUACAUAGUGAUGAAUAUCAGGAUUUUGUUGAACUAUUAAGAAAUCCAGAUAAAUGGAAGUUUAAAGAAUAAUUGAAAGAAUUAGAAAUUCCGUUAUAGAAUUUAAUUAUUGGGAUGUUAGAAUAUAAUAGUUAAAAAAGAAUUUCAAUAGAUGAUGCAUUAAGGAAUUCUUUCUUUGAAUAAUAAUAAAGAGAAAGUACUCCUUUAAUAAUAAGUACUAAUUUAGAAAAUUUGAUUUAUAAUAGUAAUAAACACAUGAAGUAAUUAUAAACUAGUCUAGCCAUCAAUAACAAUUAUUUUGGUUAUCAUAAUAAUAAUUUGGGUAAUGUACUCUAGAAGUUGUAAGGAUAGAAUAAUUAAGAAAGAGUAGAUGUAGAAGAUCUAACUAAGAACUUUGGAAAUAUUCAUAUUGUACAGAAAUAAAAUGAAAUAAGAGGACCUAUUUAAUUAAUGAAUUCAAUUGGUAGUAGUAAUGCUAUAAUGAGUAGGUUUGGUAGUAGAUAAGAAAUAUCUUAUUAAACUUAAUCUGAUGCUUUAAGUAUAUAAAUAUAAAUAAUUAUAUCUUUUUAGGAAAAGUAUGUGAAAUGAAAGGUUCCUCAGAUCCUUUUGGUGAUUUUGCUAUAUAAUAGAGUUAAGAAUUAAAAGAAUAAUAAGAAUCUAAUUCUCAAUUUAAUAAUUAGAAAUUAUUUCAAUAAUUAGGAUCUCAAAUUGAAUCUAGUAUCAAUCUCAUUAAUGAAGAUUAAAAUAAAACUACCAAUUAAUUAGAUAAUUUAGGAGGUCCUAAAAGGAGUUCUAUACUUACUUAAUUCUUUGGAGAUUUGGGAAUUAAAGAAGUUGAUGAAAUAACUGAAGACUUUUGAAUUAUUUUAAUAUAUAAU